Messenger RNA from Cicer arietinum (chickpea), 862 nucleotides. The record is from RefSeq and is a predicted model, not a curated record. Lineage: Eukaryota; Viridiplantae; Streptophyta; Magnoliopsida; Fabales; Fabaceae.
UGUUCAUGCACUAAAGACGAAUGUCUAAAUCUGUGCAUGUCUUUUUUCUCUCUCAAAUACAUUAUAUAGAUAAAUAUUCAAAUUCAAACCAAGUACUAAAAAACAGCAUUCUAGGACUCAUUUGGGAAAACCGAAACAAACAAAUGGAUCAAAUUGAAGAAGAAGAAAAGAAGAAGAUAAUGGAAGGAGUAGCAUCAAUAGCAUUACUUCCAAAUGGUUCAAUCUCAGGACACUUCAUUCAUCUUCCUCAUUCAACCUGUUACGGCCUUCAUGCCUCUGAAUUGGAAUGUGAAAGGGAAUGCAGUAGGGGUGAGGAUUAUCGCCUCAUCAAACUCACAAUCACAGAUUUCAAUACAAAGAAAGAACGGGUCACUGUUGCGGAGUGCAAAGGCCACGAUGCUGCUCGGUUCAAUAGCAUUGAUCACGUUCAUGGGCCACCACCAUUGUCUUGACAGACCGGAGAGUUGAAAUGAAUAACAAUGAAGGGACCAAUAUCCAAACUAUAGGAGUCAAAAUCAAUAUCUGGCAAAACUAGAGAGACUAAUUGUUCAUUAUAACAUAUAUUGUACAUAAAGUGGUCAUCAGGAAUCGUCUGCAUCAGAUUGAGUUUCUUUAUUUGUAUCUAUUUCAUUGUCCCCGUAAUCUGGUUUUCCAAAUUGAAAUCUCUAUGAGGACAUAACUUCUUAAAAAUUGUUAAUUUCUCAUUCAUUUUUACUUCUUUCUUCAUUUUGAUGACCAUUAUUGUCAAUGGCGUGUCCAUUCAUCUUUGAACAGUUGGGAUAAGGAGAUCACGGGUAUGGUUGAACAAAAGGAUGGGAAGAAAAGAAUAUCGGUUUCAUUUGAGUGUGAGACACUGAAAGCG